AUGGAAGGUCGGACGUCCACAAAACCCGCCUUCCCCUGGGCGGGGCGCUGCGUCUUCAUGAUCAACUUUCCGGCCAGGAGAGCGUCCUUUUCGGUGUGGUGUGCAGUUUUGUCCGAAAUGAGAGCUCUGUGGAUUACCUGGAUUUGCGUUGUGGCUUCUUCCUUGCCUACGUGGCUACGGUCGAGCACUUCCUUCUAUGUGGCCGUGUGGGCGAGCAUUUCUGCUACUUCUUUGAACAUGUGCGAUUCCUCCCAGUUCAUUUGGUGCUCUUCGGCUACCUCUGUGCUGGACGUGAACAUUUGUGAGGGCUACCGAAACCCCUUGCACUUGACCUCCUGA
Effrenium voratum is the source of this 339-nucleotide messenger RNA. The record is from the annotation of a GenBank genome assembly. NCBI's taxonomy places the organism in Eukaryota, Dinophyceae, Suessiales, Symbiodiniaceae.